Messenger RNA from Zonotrichia albicollis (white-throated sparrow), 14567 nucleotides. Its product is annotated as photoreceptor outer segment membrane glycoprotein 2. NCBI's taxonomy places the organism in Eukaryota, Metazoa, Chordata, Aves, Passeriformes, Passerellidae. Gene Ontology annotation, cellular component: plasma membrane. Gene Ontology annotation, biological process: visual perception. The record is from RefSeq and is a predicted model, not a curated record.
GUUGCUUUCCCCCCCCCCCCCCCACACCUUGGUAACUGUUUUUUCUUUCCAAAAGAAUCUCCAAUUCCCUACAAUAUGAGUUGUCCCGUCUCGGCUGUUCCAAUGGCCUGGAAAGGCUCGGGAUGGCCUUGGGGCAGCCCGCGCUCCAAAUGACGAAAGGAGUCUUCAGGUUUUUCAGUUCUUCAGAGUUGUUUAUUAAUUCUUAUCUACAAUAUUUACUCCUGGCCCGACAGAGGUCCGCACAGCAAGCCAGCCAUGAGCACACUGACUGCCCUCGGGGCGGUCACUUAUCUUUAUACCAAAAACUACGUGUAAGAUAUUUACCUUUUCUCCCCAAUACCUUUCACCCUUAUUGACAAGUGCACAUUCAGUAAGAGCCAAUCUCAAAGUGCCACCACCACGACUGAAGAUGGAUGACAAGAAGAAGAAGGACAGGACACGCCCUAAUUCCUCCAUCUUGUCUCCUAAAAACCCCCCUGUACCGAAAUUCCAAAACCUGUGUUUCACACUAUAAUCAAUCUAUUCCUUCACCACUUAUCCCCGUGUGAUCCUCCCAUCCUCAUACAGGUGUUACAUCCUGUGCAGGAUCAAAGCCUAGCCACCAAACACUUCUGGCAACGUUCCAGGACCUCCGAGCCCCCCAAGGGUUGUCUCAGUGCCUCUGCACAUCAGGAAUGCUGUACUGAGUUCCCACAAUGAGUAAGUAAUAUUGUUCAGUUCAAAUGAUGUCUGGAGUGUGAAAAACAGAAUCAACAUCAGGUUUAUAGUAAGCUGAGAAUAGGUACUGAUUAAUUUAGGAGGUCUUUUGAGGAGAAAUAUGACAAUGUAUGUCUGCCUACUUUGCUAGGAGAAGAAGGGUCAGUUGGUAGUAUAGUGCACCAAAGUAUUGAUGCUAUGAGAUAUGGAAUUUAAAAAGGAAAAUUUUACCUCAUUAUAUAAAGAGAAUUCUGCUGCCAGGCCUCUUAGUAUGUGUAUAAUUCCAUUCUGCAAAAAGCUUCCUGAUACCUGGCUUGUGAGGAUAAGAUCCAUAGUGAAUAAGGUACAAAAGCGAAAAGCAAGAUUGCUGCAUGGUCUCAUUAAGUUGUAAAAAUGGAUUCUAGUCUUCAGAAAGAAGUUACAGCCAAGAUGGAAGCUUUAGGUUACCAGGCAAUAUAAAAUACAUGUUCAUUUCCAGCUGUACUAUAGACUGCUGGUCUGAUUUUAAGGUGAAUACACUAUUCCUGUGCCUUGGUUUUCCAUUUGUAAUGACUCAUUGUGAGUCACGAGUGGAUGACUCAGAGAUUGUGGACAGUACAGCUCCUAUGGAUUGAAAUCAGAGCCAGCCUGAAAGGUACUGAUAUGGAUUUUCCUGCAAUGCACAGGACUAUGAAUGACAAGCUGUACACAUGCAGUGCAGUUCAUGCAGGUCUGCUAUAAUUUUCUUUUCUGCCUGAGAAUGAUUUUCAGCAACCUUAUUGUUACAACCUUUACACAUCUGAAAAAUGUAGUACUUAGUUUUCUGAUUUGUUUCAUCUGUGGUGUUCUUCAGGCAAUUAGAUGAGCCACAGUUAGAGCAUUCACAUUUUUUAUGGAAUGUAGUACAGCGUAUCUUCUGGUACAACUGUAGCACAGCAUAGAGCUGUAGUUGUAAAAAAAUAUAAAUUACUUCAUUUUCAAUAAGCUUUGUGUCAUUUUAAUGUACAAACUGGGUCCUUUUAAAUUAUUGACUAGUGCCAUUACUUCUUGCCUUUAAAUUUCGACAUUCGCUCUGCCAACUCUGCAAUUCCGUAAGAAUUUCAGAUGUUGUGACUUAACUUAGGUAUCUUUAUCUAGUAUGACAAUCAUAAUCAUCUAAAUACCACUAUACUUCCUUCCUAAAAGUUCAAAAAUGUAAUAGAGGAUUAAGUUAUUAAACAAAUAGAAGUAAUUGAUUAUUUGAAGAACAUUAAUUUCUCAAAGUGUCUACCAUGUGGUUCACAACUUUACAAAAGCCAAAAAGAGCAAAUUGUUGUUCAUGUCCUCUCUCCAUUAUCACAUAUCAGUGAGAAUCUCCUCCUGAAUACGGACUUGCCCCAGCUCAGAAGAAAAGGUUGUUUAGCUCUUACUUCCAUCAGACUCAUCAAGUGCCUUCAGUUUUAAUCUAGUACUCCAAAAUCUCAUAUCAUUAGUUGUCAUUUACAUUAAAUACAAGGUGAAAUGAAAAGCCAUCCAAAUACAAAAAAAAAAAAAAUUUUGGAAACAAGAUGUAAAGUUAAAUGUUGCAACAUCCCAACUAGUUAUUUCAUUAAGCUGAUUCAUAACACAUCUGUCCUUGCCUGGGGACUUAUAUAUGAAUGGUACUAAAUAGGUAAGUAAUUGGGCAAACAUUUGUUAAAUUUGCCUGUUUUGGAUCCACAGCAAUCUCCACUGCUAGCAGGAAAGUGAGCAGUGUGAUGAAGAAGUGAUGGUCUGUGACAUGAUUAACAAUGUGGAAAGUGUGUGAUCUCUUUCUAUGCCACCAGGUGACAGAUGCAAUCCCCCAUGUACUCCUGCAAGUUACAAAACACUAUUAUGUGCUCAUCCAGGCAUCCCAAAGGUCUGCAAGAAAGUGCAUCAUGGUUAAUUAUAAACUGCCAUGACACAGAACUAAUUCUUGAAUAAUUCAACUUUUGAUAUUACAUUUGCAGCUGAAGCCAUUUCCAAAUAUGUGAUGGAACAAAAAAUGCAGGUAGCACUGGCCUCUAACUGCAUUACAAUUGGAUUUAAGUAAUUUCUUACAAUGGGGCGUUCUUGAGUUUCCAUUAGCUGUGUGAAUGACCUCUAAUCUCUAAUGCAAACUGAAAGAAAAAAAAAGCUUCUUGCUCUGUAUUGUACAAAAAGCCUUCAUACAGCAGCACUGCCAUCUGCUGCUGCUUUGCUUCUGUGCAUGCCAGUGGUGGUUUGUGUUGCAAAGCAGCCGCAGGGAAGGUGCAGCUUGCUGCUAGUAGGUAACUGAGGCAGUAACAUUUUCUAACACUCAGGGAUAACGCGUUUGUAGUUCUGCAGAUGGGUACAAUUGUCACAAGUGAACUUUUUUUUUAACAUAGGAAAGUAGUACAGCCAUUUGUCAGGUCUGAUAUAUCACAUUCCAGCUGAACAGUAGCUCAAAAUGUGUACAUUUGUGUGCAUGUGCUAUACCCAAGGAAUACAUUAUACCUUUGAAUAUACUUCCGUGGAGUUAAUCUGUACACAAACCAACACAUUUGAACAGAUCUAAAAUAUUCCCUGUGGUCUGCAGGAGUGCUGCAAACCCAAAGCAUGAAUGACUCGUGCACAGGAUUAAUUCAAUGCUAUCGGGGUGUAUUUGAUCAUAUGCAAGCAUUUGUGUGGCCCAUAUGCCGUUGGUCCAACAGGUCCCAGAUGUGUCACAGAUGCUCUGAAUCAUUCGGACACAGGCAGGAUGCAGCAGGUACUGCCAGAACACCGAGUUACUAUCACAGUCCUAUCAGGCUACUGGUUCAUUGCUUAUCAUAAGCCAGGAGAUGACAGUUUAUGCUUCUGAGAAUAUUUCUACACAUUUACAGUGCCUGGUGCAGGGUCUCUUGCAGUUCGUCAUGUGCCCACUGAACUCUCUCUGCUGUGCUAAGCUCAAGCCUACAGCUCAAACCUGCUCCUGCUUAGGGAUUCAGUUCUGGUACUGACAUCACCUCUAACUUGACCAAGCCCUGCUGCACACUCAGCUUGUUGCCACCACUGUUGCCGGUUCAAACCAGCCACGUCUGUCCCACAGACUGCUACAUGCUGUGCUCAGAAAUGCCAGAGGACAUGACACUUCUGCUUUUGUUCUGGUUUGGAACAGAGCUAGGUAAGAGGCUAGGACAGAGGUUUCUACUAGAAUGUUCUUGAACCUGGAAAGCUUCCCAAGCCAGAACCUACCGUGAAUCAUACAGAUGAUCCAAUUGCUCUUGGAUACUUGAAUUCUUUUCUAGGACAAUCACCUUCAAUGCACAGAGAACAGAAAAUUGCAUCCAAAGCAACAAAGUAUAGAAUGAUGGGUAAGGAGCAUAAUAAUGGAUAUAAAUAAUAGUUGCAUAAGAUAGAUUUUCCCUUCCCACAGAAUCACUAAGUUUCAUUAUUCUCAUUCUUCCGUCCUUUGAAGGCAUAUUUAUUGUUAAAAACAAGUUAAGAGCUAUUGAAGACAUUGGCAGGUACUGAAAAACAGUUCUGUUGCUUACUAGCCCAAAUCUCCAGCAGGGUAAAACGGACAAAGAAAGUCCUAUAAACCAUUUUGUUGGUGAGAUCUCAGUUCACACUCAGUUAAUUGGCCUGUUUUGUAGGACUUAAUCUGGUGGCAUAAGAACCUUGAAAUAAAUCUCUUACCUACGAUUAGAGAUGAAGGAGAGAUUACCACAGGCAGGAGAGUUGAAGUGGUUUUCUCCAUCUUCAUUGGUGAGUCAGUGUGAAGACAGAGCAACUACAGAAACAUCAGGAAACCAGUAUUUCAGCCAUUCUCAGGAUGUCCAAUUCAGGUAUUUUCUCCAUUGAAUUCAACAAGUUACCAGUUUCAAGAUCCCAUUCAGUCCUCUGAAGCAGGUUAGUGGUUUCUUUUAUAAUAUCACAAAUGGCAAUGUAUGUUUAGUUAAAUAGCACAUUUUAGCAAAAUCAGUAAGAUAAGAUGUGGCUUGUUUAUGACAAAAUUGCAAAAUUUCUGUGAACAAUUUGUAUGUAAUAGGUAAAUAUUAUUAAAAAAUAGCUGUGCUAUGUCUUCUUCAAUAUAGUUAGGGAAAUUUGAUAGCAAAGGAACAGCUAGGCGACAUCUUGGAAGCAAAUUGUAUGGUGAUGGAAGCUGUGUUUAAAGUUAAAUCAAUUUUAAUUAGACAAAGAAAGCUUGAGAACAGUAUUGAUAGUAUGGGAGAGAUUUCCACAUUUAUUUGUCUUCUUUUGUUGAAAGAAGUAUUUCUCCCUUUAUAGAAUAAAAUCCAGUUUACUGUCCCAUAGCUGGGGAAAUUAUGUCUGUGUGUAUAUAAUUCAUAACUCUGCAGUGGCUCACAUGCACAGGUUUUUAACAACUAUGACAGAGGCGUUAGUUCCACUGAAAUGCUGGGAGCAUUUGUGGCUUUACAGUAACCCACUGCCAACUAUGACUUGGAGAAGAACAGGCACAUGUUGCAGAGCAAGACUGACAUUUUUAGCUCAUAAUUGCAGUUCAGCUCUUUCAGCUGGAAAAACUUUCUUCAUGGUGCUCAAAAAAUUAUACUGCACAGCUGUGCAUGUGUUACAAUAGAUCUUCCACUGAUAAAUGUAUUCAAUACUUUGUUAAACAGGGAAAGAAUAAUGUUAUGAUGCAUUUAUAAAAGUCUUCCUGAUGUGAAGAGAGUCUUAUUAUCAGAAAUAAAUUCAGUAAACUGUUAGCACAGGUGAAAAUCUUAACAUAAGUAUCCAUGUAGAAGGCUGGGAACAAGGAAUGGAAUAGAUCACUUGCUCUUCUGUCCCAGACUCAAUGCACUCAGGAUUUCAUGAGAAGUAGUGUCUCCCAAAGAUCAAUCCCAAGCAUAUCAGUGACAGCCAGGGUCAGUCAACAAGUGGCCUUUGAACUACAACCACCAGUCAUUCCACCCCUUUAUCUGGCACUAGGACUCCAUGAAAUCACAGAUCUUAUGCUGCUGGUGUGGGUAGCACUGUAAGAUAAAUGUCAAUAUUCUGUGAAAUCUGAUCCUACAACAAUACUAAAAAUUCACAAAGGAAGCUAAGAAUACCUCAUGAGAAUUUCUCAUGAGACAAGGAAUUACUAGGAGAAUUUUUCUUGCACAGAGGUUUUUAACUUUUUUUAAACAUCAGGCAUCUGAAAAUUGGGGAUGGAAUAGCUCCAUGAGAUUGAAUGUAUCCCUGCUGAUGGAACUCAACUUCAGAUUUCUUUACAGCUAGAACACGACAAAGUCUCAAAUCUGUAUCUUCCAAAAGCAACAAUGCCUCUGGAGUAGAUUAAUUUUAAGCAGAGUAGAACUAUUUACAACUUUUGUCCAAAUGGUAAAACUAAAUAUGUUUAGCAAGUAGGGUGUUUUCAGUGACACUGUAACUAAAUGUGUGCUGAACAAUUUUGAGGCAUUGUUCAAAUAUGUGCGUGUGUUUCACAGAAACGAACAGCGAGUGAUGCAUUCAUGUGUGCUGGCCAUUGAACAUGAGCUGCGUAUCAGCAAUCAGUAAAUUUCACAACAAAUUUCUCGCUGUUGUGAGCUCUGAGGCCUGGGCAUCAGGGGCAAAUAGAUCUAUUAGCAGCCAUCAUUUACAGUUAUUUAAGGUCAAGUCACAAACUGCUUAACUGGUGAAGCAAUCAAAGGUACUGUCUCCAGGCUUAGCAGGCUUAUUCAGGCUGUCAGCUGAACUCACAGGGAGGCUCAAUUCUGUACCACCAGAGCAUGAUCCCUUCAAAUGAGGUCUGAACAGUACUGGAGAAAAAUGGUGUGAAGCAAGUGGUGGAAUUUUAUGACUAUUCUCUGGACAUUUCCGUAAGGUCUAUCAUUUAUAUGAUUAUCACAAUAUGAUCACAAUAAAUAUUCAGUCAUAAUUAAUAAUCAACCUUAACAAUCAUUACAAUUAGGACCCUGUUUCUGAACUUUAAAAUUCAGAAAGCUGCUGGCCUCAACACCUCCAGAAAUAGACUGAUAAGGAAAAAUACUGUGCAUUUUGCACACUAUUCUCUGUAUUGUACAAAAGAUACACAGAGCUGAAUAGCUUUAAGAGGAAUUGGUUUUCUCUGUAAAUGCAGGAGUAAAUAAAUGAAACUUGAAUUAAUUAGAUAUCACAGGCCUUAAAAUCUUAGCGUAUGAAGAUAUUUAACCAUAUCCUAAUAUGAAUCACACAACCUAUUCCUUGCCUGUACAAACUGAACUGAUUCCUUCUGACGUAAACACAUGAAGAUGCUGGCAUUCUGUUACCUUUUCCAACUGCACUCUGCAACAAUCUGCUUAUCCAAUGCUAAGCUUCACUGCAGCUGGGGACCCUCUACUGGGUCAGUGCAGCCCUACUUCUGUCCAGCUCGUCUGCCCCAGGUGUUUUUCAUGCUGUUUUUGCUGAUACAAAUUUUAUUCAGUAAUAGCAUCCACUAACUUAGAGAUAUAUAAGCAGCAUGAUAUUUUCUAUUUCCCCAGAUUUACAGGAUUACAUUUUACUGUUUAUAAAUGCCAUUGUAUUACUGGAAUUAAAUUACCGUAUAAUUAUAUAAUGCUGAGUUUUACAAUAUAAAAUCACUCUAAUGAAAGUUGCCAAAGGAACAAGACAAGCAAGAUUUCUGGAAAGAAAAAAAGAAGGCUGUAUAUAUGUUUAUUCACCUUUUGAACACAAACCUGACCAUAACACAGGAAUCUAAUAAUAAUAAAUACCUGUAAUUGUUAAAAAAAGUACAGGCAACAAGUAGAAGGGAAAGAUGCUGGGAGUCUUCUGAAGGGAAGAACAUAGGGCCAGUUCACUUUUAGAUACCAGGUCUGCACAGAAAAUUGGUCUUGACAAAAAUUCAUAGGAAUCCAGAGUCUCUGUUCAUACUAUUCACUUAGUUCUAAGGACCAACUACAGCAAUUAAAAAUUACUACUUAUAUUUUGUAACAAUGUGAAUCACUUAAAAAAAAAAAUUUCACGGGGGCACUCCCUUGGCAGGACUCAGAGUGCGUGAGGCUGAACAGGAAGUUCUUUUGUAGGCUCUAUAAAUACCUGGUCAAACAGACAGUAAUCUCUCUCCCUCUUCUUCAGAUUUCCACUGCACGCCUUGGAUCCAUGCUCCUAAUCAGCUUAUGAGCUUCCCUUGACCUACGCUUCUUGUCCUAAUGCGUGUCUGACUAUGGCUGUCCUCAAAGUCAAAUUCACCAAAACCAAGAGGGACAAAUUGGCUCAGAUCUUAUGGAUCCUCAACUGGGUUUCUGUAGUGAGUGGGAUCAUUCUCUUCAGUCUUGGCCUCUUUCUGAAAAUAGAGAUCAAGAAGCGCAAUGAAGUGAUGGCAAAAGGGGACAUUAACUCUGUCCCCAACAUGCUGAUCUCUGUAGGGGUCAUAGCAUGUAUCAUCAACUUUCUGGGGGGCAAAAUCUGCUAUGACUGCUCAGAUGCAAACAAGUUCUCUCGCUGGAAACUAGUAAUGCUGCCAUACAUCGUAUGUACCUUCUGUUUUACCUUCUGCAUCCUGGUGGGUGCUCUCAUGUGCUACACCAUGAGGAACGAGCUGGAAGAGUCUCUCUAUCUGGGACUGAGGGAUGCCAUUAAGUUCUAUAAAGACACAGACAUACCUGGGCGAUGUUUCUUAAAGAAAACAGUGGAUUUGUUACAAAUUGGAUUCCAUUGCUGUGGAAACAAUGGCUUUAGAGACUGGUUUGAAAUUCAGUGGGUAUCUCCUCGGUAUCUGAAUAUGGCUUCCAAGGAAGUUCUGGACCGCCUGAAGAGCAACGUUGACGGGAAGUUCUUGGUGGAUGGAGUCCCCUUCAGCUGCUGCAAUCCCAGCUCACCACGGCCCUGCAUCCAGUACCAGCUGACAAACAACAGCGCUCACUACAACUACGAUUUCCUCACAGAGGAGCUCAAUAUCUGGAUGAAGGGGUGCAGACAGGCCCUGCUGGAUUACUACACUGGUAUUAUGAGAUCCAUUGGCAUUGCAGCAUUGCUUAUUUGGUUGUUUGAGCUCUCUGUACUCAUUGGUGUCCGGUACCUGCAGACAGCCAUGAAGAAUGUCCUCCUGCUAGGAGAUCUGGAGGGUGAAUCAGAUGGUUGGUUACUAGAAAACAGUUUUGUGGAAACUGCCAAAUACAACAUCAGCAUCAUUAAGAAUCUCGGCAAAGCCAACCAGAUCUCCACUGUCUCAGGCAUGAACGACCCCAACAUUAAUGUUCAAAACACAGACUGUGACAAAACUAAUAUUACAACAAAAUCUAUCCCUGCAGCUAGGUAGGCAAAUCUUCCAAGAAAUGACAUCACAAGUGUAGCUUUGCUCUAUUACAGUCCUACAGGCACCAGAUUUUAUCUGGUGGGGGAAAAAAAGUAGAAAAACUAGUAAAUUGAACAAACCAGACUGGUGACAGCUCCAAAAAUGCUGAUACUUCGUUGGAUGGAUGUGUUUUUACUUGUAAAAUUCCUGAUUCUCAACACUGCAAGAAAUUUCUGGAAUCUCCCCCACUUUCUCUACUUUACUUAGAGACUUCUAUCAUGGUCUGAAUGCAUCACAGUAAUCAUUAUGCACAAGCAAAUAUUUCAGACAAGGUGAGUACACGUACAAACAUACAGAUUAGUUGACUAGGAACCAAAGAUGUCAUUACACCUAUAAAAUCUCAGGAGCAGGGAAAUCAUAAAAGAAAUUAUUACACUGGAUAAAAAGCUUAUUUAUAAAAAAGAAGACAAAACCUGAAGUGAAGAUUCUGCUGGUGCAAGUUAGUAAAGGGGAAAUUUUAACAAAAAUAUACAUAUAUGACAGCCUACAAGAAUCCACCAUGUACAUGAAAUUCAGGUGAAGUCAAUAAAAGUUACCACAAAAGUAUUUCACUUGUUUUUCCCAAAAUGUCUAAAGUACCUUUUCACUUUCCCCUCCAACAGUUUAGAGAAUGCUAGUUGCCCCACUUCCCUGAAAGUCAAAAUACAACUGAGAGGAGUUCUCUGCUUAAGAAAACUGCUGGCUUGUGCAGGGGUAUUUAAACUUCCAAUUAGCAUGUGAUAGCACAAGUUUAAAAACAAGUAGAUACUUUCUACGAAACAAACGCUGAUGAUCCUAGAUGCUUGAAAGCUCCUAGUUUCAAAAGUACUUAGCACACUGAUCCAGGGGUGGGAAAGUAAGAGGUUUGUAAUCAAUGAAGGCAGACAGACUGACAGCUUGCACAUCAUGCCCCUGCUACAGUCCCCAGGAGCUCUGUCAAUGCAUGGAGUGAAAGGCUUCAAUGCACAAAACACCUGAAGUUAUAGGAUGCCCUAGGACUGUAACUGAUCAUUAAGAGUCAGCAGGAGAAAAGUACCAAGAAAAAACAGAGGUGGAAAGACCAAAUGAAAUAUUUUACACGUUACUGCUGUGAGUGCAUUCUUUAGAUAAUCAAGUAAACAAAAUUUUAUCACUGAAAUAUUUUAAAUAAAACCAUUCCUGCUUUUGAAACUGUGCAAAAUAACAGUAAAAAUUUCUCUACCUAAAUACUGUUGUAUCCCAUGAGAAAAAGCAAAAAUUAUACUAUAAGGAUAUAUUGUAAAUAAAUUGUGCAAUGCAAUAAUCUGUAGUGUAAUUCCAGGAGUCUAUGUGCAUGACCAUAAUUUCAACUGUAACUCCUUCACUGCCUAACAUGAUAGGCCUACACUUAAGUAUGUUAAAACACCUUCAAAGAACUAGAUUUAUAAACUGAGACUUCUUUCUACAAGAACUGCUAAUUGUCCCCUUUGCACUGCACUUACCUGUAUGCCUACUUCUUGUCUUCAUUGCAAUCACUUUGCCCAGUGGGUGAUUAAAACUUAACUGGUGUGUAAUUCCUUCAGCCAUUUCUGGAAGCCAGAAGUACUUACCAGCAGCUCUAUAAUUAGCUGAUGAUACAGGCUGGAAAAAAUGAAUGCAGAAAGUUGUGGUUCCUUGAGGGAUCAGGGAAAAGACACUCCUUGUAUUGCUAACUAAUCAGAUUUUGCAUGUUUUUCUUUAAAUGCAGUGUAAUUUUUUUUCAGAUAAGUAUGCCAAGUGUUAUCUGUGUCAGUCAAUAGCAGUCACUUCCUCAAGACAAUUUUAUUCUGUUUUUGGUACAACACUCCUAGACCUCAAUAACUAAAGCUUGUAGAAUUAUAAGAACCGUAAGCUUACUCAUUUGAUAGCUUUCUAGUUAAUGGGCUCGUCAAGAGUCUGCUCUGAAAAAACAGAUUUGGAAGGAAGAGUGAACUGAUGAGCCAGCCUCAGCAUCUCUGUCAAGACAAAAAAAUGCCAUCCAGCAGCAGCUGUAACACACUACCACAAAGAGCAGAGGUGCAAGUAUCCAGCUAUACAAUCUUCUCUGGCCCCCACACAGAUAAUUUACUUGCAUAUGAACAAAACACAUUUUACCGUAAAAGAUUCAGCAGCAUUUAACACAUUAAACUUUGUCUCUCAGCUAAACUGCAGCAGUGGAAUGUGACUGGUUUUGAAAUUAGCUGACUUUCAGCAUACAUCUCACAGGCAACAGUCCUUGUCUGACCUAUUACCAGUAAUCACUAAGUCAUUAGACUGCUAAUUCCUAUCCUGUCUAGGCAUUCAGAGUCUCCACCGAUGGGGAUACAUUACAAAAAGAUAAAAGCUCACUUCACAGUAUCAGGAUAAAAUUUACUUUUGUUAAUAAAUGCUUUUUUCUUUGCUUUGUAUUUACUGAUUUCCUCAGAACAUGGAAGUGCUACACCCUACAUAUCCCAGCUUCCUUUAUAGCACCUGUCAUGACCGUUUAGGUUUCCUGUAGUAUUUAACACCAGAGGCACUGGAUCAAGGAAACAAACUCAGGCAGCAGCACAGACUCCAUCUUUAACUCUCCGUAAUUCAUAAAGACAGAGAUGGCAUUAGUGAGCCAAGCCUUUAAGCCAGGGCAUCUGCUCAGAUACAGAAAUAAAUACGAUUCAGGGGACACUUGUUAUCCUAUUUGUUACUAAUGCCUAAUCCAGCCAAAAUUUAUAACAAUACAGAAAAUUCCAGAGUAAGGAACUUACCUAUGCAUAAAACUGUCUUCUUUAUCAAGUUAUUAAUUUAAAAAUUAAAAUAAACAAUGUAAUGUUCAGUUUCUGAUGAAGGCACAAUGAGAGUUUCUUUAGAAACUGCAUGUACUAUGCUCUUCCUUAAAAGCUUGCACAUUGCCACUGAAAACACUUGCUCUAUGUUGAUCACAGAGAAAAAAUAGUAAGAAAUAUAAACAUGCAACACAUCUAGGAUUUUGUUAAAAUGAACACAGUUCAAGCAGGAACUUGAAUUAACUAGUUCAAGCAGAUCUUCAUCACCUUGGGAUGAACAUCUCAAUUCUUGUACCCAAAGAGGCCAAUAUUAAAUUUCAGGCACAAUUAAGGAGGAGAUAAAGUUCUGCAAUCUUCUGAGAAAGGCUAACAACACAUCUUCACAAAUACGGCAAGGACUUGAAAUGAUCAUGAAACCACAGUCCCCAAUUUGUGCUUCACAACAUUUUGCUGCAGCUUAUUCACUCAAGCAGAAAGCCUAGAAAUCUAAAAUUAAGUCUGAUGGACUCUAAGUUGUUUGACAACCUGUACUUAUACAGAACAAACUAUACUCCUUUUUGACACUGAUCUCAUGAACAGCAAAAACAAAAGUCAGGUCCCAUUUCAAUGUCUCAUGUUUAACUCUGUACCUGGUCUCUUACUCAUGGUUACACAAAACCACAUACAUAUCACCUCUUGGAAUUUCAGCUUGCUCUCCUUCAAUGCAAAUUUCCUUUACAUAACUUCACUUUCGUGAAUGAUUUUGACUGUACUGAAACCAACUUCAGAGAAAUGUAGCUAGGAUUAGAAACAACUAGAUUUGAGACACAUGUAAGGAAGUGGAUUUUCAUUAUUAGCCAUUUUUUCUUGUGUGAACUUUCCAAUUUAGCCUACCUGGAAAACACUGAUAAAAACAAAGAGAAGAGAUUGUGCCACAGAAAUUAAACUACUUCUAUUUUUGAUAAAAUCUUUGAACCCCUUGUCAAGUAAUAGGUUAGAAGAAUCUAAGUAACAGCAUAGAGGCUGUAUUAUGAAUCCGAAUAGUUUACAUUGGAAAUUAUUCAAGGUUGUUGUCUAGAAAAUAAGUGGAUUUCAACCAUAAUGCAGAGCAUAUAAUAGCGAAAAUACUCCUCUACAUAACUUUGUACAUUGAGAUUUUUAUUACACAAGAAAUACUGCUGUGUCUUUUCUUUUUUCCCUUAAUUAACAGGAUUCCUCUUCUAAUUUUCUUCAGAAAAUUUUUGUUAGUAGAUUUCAACCUAUCUACCUCUACCUUUCACCUUUUCAGGAAAUCAGUUCCUAAAAACCAUUUACUGAGAAUAAGCAUAAAGAGCAACAUCAUUAACACCCAAAUGGUGCCCAAAGCUUGAACAAAGCAGUGAGAACAUGAUGACAACCAGCAGCCUGUAACUUUAAGAGCAAGAAGUACUGGCCAUAUCUAUGUAAAAGAUGUCCUGACUGCUUGCUUAGGUCUAUAAUAAGUCACUUUUUUUUUUGCAGUAUGUAUCAGGCAGCACAUGAGACCAGCACCAUAAAGUUUCCCUUUCUAGAGAGUGAGUAUCUGCCAAACAGUACAGCCAGUUCUUCAAGAAGAUACAAAACCAGAUGCACUCAACUAGAUCAGUUUCAGGGCAUAUAACUAUUCAAUUCUUUUAACUUCUUUUAAAAAUUUAUGUAGACAGUGUAGGAAUUUGCAUCUGUAAAAUACCAGGACAGGUUUCACGUGGAGCGUAUCUUUACAUAAGAAAAGGCAUCCUACCAUUCCUUACAGUAAGACCAAGAUACAGCCUACAUGGAUAACUGACAGUUUACCAACCAUUUUCCAGCUCUUCUCCUUUCCCACCACUAUAACACACUUGGUAAAAUGAACUGUGCGGUGCCAAAUAAAAACUGAAUAAUCUACAAGAAGUUACUUUAUUUCCUUUUUUUUUUUUAAAUAUACAUAUACAAGAUAUUUUAUUUCAAAAGCACAAGAACAUUAUACAAGUUUCAAAUUUACAUUUUUGCAAUUUAAGAUACCAGUAUGUGCAUUAUCAAAUAACUUCUGUCAGCUUGGAUGGAACAGAAAUAAGUGGCAUAAGCAUCUUGCAGUCACUAAAUACAGAUUAUACUCACAGUGAACAAAACUGCAUAGUAAUUUAUGAAAUGAAAGAUGACCAUGCUAGUCAGUGAACUAUAGGGGAGCCCAUUUGCUAAAUUAGUAUGUGCAAAUGUAGACUCAACUUUCCUCUCCCACUUCUUUAGGUACAAAGAGAUUUCCAGAGCUUUAAAGAAGUUCACUUGCUCUUACCAGCUCCUGUCCUUGUAUACUACAGUUCAGACAGAAAACAAAAUAAAGUGAUCUCACUGUAUACUGGAUAAUGGAAAUUUUGUAUCAGUGAAGUGCAAGAUAACUGAAAGGUCUUGAUAACUGAAUAUGUAAAUAUCAGAGGGAAACAGUAAGAGAAUACAGGUUUGGUACCAAUGAGGCAUUUGCCAGUCUUAAUUCAAUAUUUUUGUUUGUAAGCAGUGUUUUGAUGAUAUAAAAAUCACCAGCGCAUGCAAGUUUUCAUGACAACUGUUCUAAACUCAGCAUGUGUUUCAAACAUGUUUUAGAGAAGACUAACAGCAUUAACAUCUGUCUUCUAAGAGUUUAAUAUUCAGGUUUAAAAUCUGACAGAAUCAAAAUAAGGAGAAUGGUCUUAAUUUCAAGAAAGAGAAUACCUGGAAAAUAUAUCAAAGCCAACUUUUUAUAUCACUGGGCAAGGAUUACAGCAGAAGUUUUUAAAAAGUAUUUGAAACCAGAACAAUGUUUGAGAUCAUUGGUAUUCCAUAUUUAGAUUCAUUUUGGUGCUGUGCAGUGCACUCAUACAUACAUACUCAAAAAACAUUUUUAAAAAACCCAGAAGAAUGGUAUUUAAAUCUAAAUCAUUAAUUGUGAUUCUACUAUCUCUCACGUAAUUGUGGGAAAAGAAAACAAAACAAAAAAGAAA